UGUGAUCGGUAUGCUCAGGCGCAGUCGGGCGAUGGCUGCGACUCUUUCAGCCAGGACUUCGGCAUCACGUCACCGCAGUUGGAGACGUGGAAUCCUGUCCUUGGGUCAAAUGGCGAGAACUGUCUCACACAGUUCUUCGCUGGGAACUGGUACUGCGUCGGACUUGCAACAGGUACAACCACCACUUCCACAGCCAGCUCCACGGGUGUACCUACUCCCUCCCCAGUCCAAUCCGAAAUCGACCCGCAAUGUACAAAAUAUUCCGCGGCCGUCUCUGGAGAUACCUGCAUCGCUUUCGCCUCGGCGAAUAAUAUCACACCCGCCCAGCUUUAUAGCUGGAACCCAGCCCUUGGUAGCGGGGGCUCGAACUGCGGCUCGGAUUUCUGGGCCAACGAUUACUAUUGCGUCGGCGCGCCUGAUAGCUCAGCUACUACAACAGCUGCGCCUACUAGCACGGCUGUAGUCACGCCUUCGCCAAUCCAGUCAGGCAUAGACCUCCAGUGUACGAAAUUUGCCGAAGUGGCCUCGGGAGAUACUUGCCCCGGCUUCGCCACGAAGAACGGUAUCACGGCCACCGAGCUCUACUCCUGGAACCCAGUUCUCGGCGCAGGAGGCGCGAAUUGUAAUUCUGAUUUCUGGGCCAACGAGUACUAUUGUGUCGGUGCACCUGGAAGUUAGUCUACUGACCAUUUUUCUUGGUUCAUU
Molecule: messenger RNA, 705 nt
Organism: Aspergillus uvarum CBS 121591
Lineage: Eukaryota; Fungi; Ascomycota; Eurotiomycetes; Eurotiales; Aspergillaceae
Product: LysM peptidoglycan-binding domain-containing protein
Exons: 1
Source: RefSeq, a predicted model, not a curated record